UGUGUGUGUGCCGUCCGUUCCAAUCUGCAUGAUGGUGUCUCUGCAUGCAUGCUACACACUAAUUAACUAACUAACUAACCACUUAACACUAAUUACUACCUAGUACUGUUGUUCUGCUGUACUUAUUCCGCACUUAUCCCCGUCUUUUUCGGUAGGAGCCUAGUCUUACUACUUACUUACUUUCUUUUUCUUCAACACACACCCCCCACACCCAUACCACUCACAACUUACACCCUCGAGUUACUGCCUACUGCCUACUUGCCUACUACUUUCUCGUGUUUAUGCGUCCGGUCCUUGUCGAAUGAUGUAUUGAUACCCUACCUUAUUCAACAUACUACAUACCCACUUUACGAGUUUAUGGUUGCUAGUUAAAGUUCCGAGUUACGAGGAUAUACCCUGGUUUUCAAUUACUUUAUUUUCUCUUGACGAUUUGGUGGUGCUGCGUUCCGAUGAUAUGAUACCCUUACUACACAGCCACGUCAAUUCCGCCUCCCAAUCACGCACACGCUACUUGCUCCUUGUUCUGGGAUUACUAUUGCAGGUACAUGUACCGCUGGUUGCGGGGGAUAAUAACUCUAAUUGCUCCUCUACUUCAACGAUAUCCUCUCAAUCUGAUGCGGACUCGCUCUCCUCGUGCGAUACCCUCUCCGGUACCCUGACUAUCUCCUCCUCUGCGACGGGCAGUAUCUCUCUCUCCAAUGUUGAGACUAUCAAUGGCGGCAUCACCAUCCAGGAUGUAUCCGGGUUGACGUCGUUCUCGGCGUCGGAUUUACAGAAAGUGAAUGGGAAGAUCUAUAUCUCCGGGAAUGACGACUUGACGAAUUUGUCGUUUCCGGAUUUGGAAAAAGUCCCCGGGGAGAUUGAUAUCGAGGGGAACAAGGAGUUGAGGGACAUUGUAUUCCAAGAUUUGAAGAACGUCGAUGGAAGUUUGAUUCUGGAGGGGACUUUCAACGAGAUCAAAUUCGGCGAUCUCGAUAAGGUCAAAGGACAAACGGUGAUUCAUUCCCAUGGCGGGUCGUUUCGAUGCUCGAGUCUCAAUUCUCUUCGUGAUGAUGACGAUGACGACGAUAACAAUACCCGCCGUCGCCGCGACAACAACAACAACAACAACAACAACAACAACGGCGCCUUUCAAGGAUCUUACACCUGCACCGACGGUUCCAGCAGCGGACUCAGUGCGGGCGCCAAAGCCGGUAUCGCCAUUGCCGUGAUCGUACUCGUCCUGCUCAUCCUUGUUGGUUUGUGGAUGAUGUAUCGGAAACAGCGGAAGCGGCGCAGAAGACAGAAUGAUGAUCAGAGCCAAAUGAUGUAUACGCCUGUCGGGGUCGGCCUUCGGGGCGGCGGUGGUAGUAGUAAUCGAGACGAGGAGUCGGCAGCUGGUGAUGAGAAGCCUGUUACCGGAGUCCCGAAUCCCGCCGUACUCAGGCAGAAUAGCGACCCUGUUAUUGCGGCUAGUGCCAUUCCCCGGAAACCGAUAUCGCCGCCACCGCCAUCAAACGAGAUGAACAGGGAAUCUAUGGUGUCCAUGUCGACGUCUCCGCCCCUCCCUGCUGCGUUGGUCCCAGGAGAUCGCUCGUCUGCGUCGCCGCCGAAUGACGCGGAUGGACGAUCACUGUUCCUGCAUCCGAUCCCCCGGAGGCGACCGUCGGAGACGGAUGUGCCGUUGCUGGAUAGUGGUGACGUGCAUGAGGCGCCCGGAAGUCCAGUACAACGGCCAAUGUUUGAGCUAGAUGCAGGGCCCGUGCGAGGAACGCAUCAGCAACCUAUUAACCAUGAGUAGCAUGCGCUGCAGUUUAUGAUUUGCAUAUCCAAUGUAUAUACCUGAGCGGUCAAUAGUCCAAAAAGAUUCACGAAGAUAAGAAUAUCUAACUGUACAUUAGAUCACGAAUCAUAACAAAGAAAA
Aspergillus neoniger CBS 115656 is the source of this 1903-nucleotide messenger RNA. Its product is annotated as putative GPI-anchored cell wall protein Pst1. NCBI's taxonomy places the organism in Eukaryota, Fungi, Ascomycota, Eurotiomycetes, Eurotiales, Aspergillaceae. The transcript has 3 exons. The record is from RefSeq and is a predicted model, not a curated record. The annotation marks the transcript as partial. Gene Ontology annotation, cellular component: plasma membrane; cell wall.